Messenger RNA from Osmia lignaria (orchard mason bee), 2064 nucleotides. RefSeq names its product 4-galactosyl-N-acetylglucosaminide 3-alpha-L-fucosyltransferase 9. Gene Ontology annotation, cellular component: membrane. The record is from RefSeq and is a predicted model, not a curated record. NCBI's taxonomy places the organism in Eukaryota, Metazoa, Arthropoda, Insecta, Hymenoptera, Megachilidae. Gene Ontology annotation, molecular function: fucosyltransferase activity.
AUAAUGAGAUUUUAAAUAAGUGAAAAUGUGUAUUGUGUAUUGAAGGAAAGGAAAAUUCAUAAAUAUUAUAUAGAUUAAUGGAUACAUAUAUACUCGGCGUUAUAAAUAUCGUAAAAACGCUUGCGUUACUCUUUGAUUAUGGAGCAUGUAGUAAACCAAUCAGAACCAAUAUGCGCAAAAAUGGACGAAAAUUCGUCUUCCGUUAAGUUUAUAAAGACUAUAAUUAAUUUAACUAUCACGUUGUAAAAUCAUGUUAUUGGUUAAGAACACGAAGGGAAACGUUAGUUACAACUCGUAGCUAUAAAAGAGAAUGCGGAAAGUUCAAAAAUUUCAAAAUAUGAUAAUGUUCGCAAUUAUUCUCUUGAGGACCGUCACACUUGGCUAACCAAGAAAAUCGAGAUCAACGAUCAGUUACAGCACACGUCAAAGUUCAGAUCAUCACAAGUACUGUUACCAGGAUUCUCCCACUAUAAAGUUUGUUCAUUAAAUUUGCAUAUGCAAAUUUGCGUUUGUGAUAAGUGAUUUCAAAAAGGAAAAGCGGCUUCGUGAAGAAGAAGAGGAACGUAGUCGUGACCAAGUGUCGAUAUGCUCCGGUUAACACUUGCUACGUAUUGUCGUCGAAAUAGUCGAAAGUAUAAUGUUCAGGAUAUCACGAUACAUUAGAAUAUUAUUAUUCAUAUUCCUUGGUUCUACAAUUUUUUGUGCAGUUUUCAUUACUUUCCCGAACUUCGUUGGUGGGAAAAUUAAUAGAAAAACAGGUCAAACAGAACGUCAAAAACAAACACAUAAAAUUUAUGCUACAUUAUCAAAAAAAUACAAUUUAACGAAAGGACAGAUUAGUAACACGUCUGUGCUUGGAAAAUGGCUGUUAUCACCCGAGGGAAGUUUACCACCACCGAUAAUUAAUACGAAAAAGGAGCCAUACUUAAUAUUAAUUUGGAAACAUGGAAAGUUCUUAGAACGUAGACAUAUCAAACGUUUCACUAAUAAUAAAUUUUCACCGUGGGAUGGUUGUACAGUAAACAAAUGUGUGCUAAGUUACCAAAUGAAAGAUAUAGACACAGCUGAUGCGGUUGUAUUUCAUUUACAUUUAACGAAGGGCAUAUCAGAAUUGCCAUUUAGAACUCGACAGAACCAAAGGUGGAUCUUCCUGGCAGACGAAUCACCGAUUCAUACUUUUCUCUAUGGCAAUCAACAAAUAUCAGAAUAUAAUGGCUUGUUUAACUGGUCUAUGACUUAUCGAAUGGAUAGUGAUAUACCGGUACCAUAUGGUAGGACGGUUUUGAAAUCGUUCAUCAAUUCCUCAGAUACAGGUUUUUCCGAAGAUUUUAUUCGAAAAUUAAAAACUAAACUAGUUACCGUGAUGGGUAGUAAUUGUGCAGGUACGAAUGGUCGAUGGAAAUAUGUAAAUGAGUUGAAAUCAAUUCUCGGCAAUGAUCUACAUAUAUACGGGAAAUGUUUAAAUGGUAAUACAACAGCGUGUCCAGGCCAUUUUGAUAAAGACUGUUCAGCCUUGAAUGCAUACAAAUUUUAUCUUGCUUUUGAGAAUUCAAAUUGUAAAGAAUAUAUUACAGAAAAAGUAUUCUGGCAUGGUUAUCGUAAAUUAGCAAUUCCGAUAAUAAUGGGUGCACCGAAAGAAAAUUGCGAACAACUACUACCGCCUCACUCGUUUCUUCAUAUUAGCGAUUUCGUUAAUCCAACUGCCUUAGCGAAUUAUAUUCGUUAUCUUAAUCAGCACGAUGAUAAAUAUUUGGAAUAUCAUAAAUGGCGUAAAUAUUAUAAAGUAAAUAAUGAGCACGGCUAUUUUGGUAGUAUUUCGAGGCAUUAUUGUCGCAUUUGCGAAGCUCUUCAUUAUAAUGUUCCUGCUAUUAAAAUAUACGAAGAUAUGGAGUCAUUUUGGAACAAAAAACGAGAUUGUACCAUUUAGUACAUUUGAUUUCAUAUUUUUUAAUUAAAUUGUUUAGUGUUAUACAGUUCUCACAUGUAUAAGAUAUUUAUGUACCUUGUAAAUGUUAUAAAUAAUUGUAAUUAAAAUAUUCAUCAAUUCUGUAAUGUCUGCUAGAU